Molecule: messenger RNA, 2276 nt
Organism: Nicotiana tabacum (common tobacco)
Lineage: Eukaryota; Viridiplantae; Streptophyta; Magnoliopsida; Solanales; Solanaceae
Source: RefSeq, a predicted model, not a curated record
CUCAAAUGCAAAAAAUAAAAAAAUAUACAAAACAAUUUGGCAUCAGAAAAAAAUGAAACAGGGUGUCAAAGAUCUCACAUUCUCACUCUCCUUCACUGAACUUCCAUAGAUUCUCCAUUUUCAUAUCCUAAUUCAAGAAAUAAAAUCCUUUUCCCAUUUCUUAUCUUUCAACUCUUUUGAUCUUUUCAACAAAUUCCACUAUUAAUUCACCAAAUGUCAGCCCCUAAUAAACCACCUUCCCGUGGUUUCUCAUUCUUUAACAUCACCACCGGCAUCGGCGGCGGCAUCGGCAGUGGCAGUGGCAGUGUCAGAAGAUCCAAUGCAACGACGGAUUUACCACAACCACAGUUGAAGCUGGAGCCGGAUAGAGAAGUGUAUAGACCGGGUGAUCCGGUAACCAUUACCGUUGAAAUCAAGAACCCGACAACUUCGUGCUCUUUGCUUAUUGAAAAACUUAAUUUUGAGAUUAAAGGGAUCGAGAAAUUGGAUACUCAAUGGUUUUCAACUCCUAAACCAUCUCCUGAUUCUAAGCAACGCAGAGGUGAGUAUGUUUUUAUGGAUAAUGUGACUCCUGCAUUAAUUUCAAAUCAGAUUGUCUCCGCUGGUAGCUCCAGACAAUUUAUGGUGCGAACAAUUCUACCAAGCACCAUACCACCAUCAUACAGGGGUGCAACCAUUCGUUACCUUUACUAUGUUAGAAGUAUUUUAUCUGGACAAUACUUGAUGAUGGAAAAUGGUCACUUCCGUGAAGAAUCUAUACGAGAUCUUGAUGAGCUGGAAACGAGAAUACCACUGCAAAUAUGGGUAACUCAGAAGAGUAAUGGCCUGAAAAGUGAAGAAGGCCGCACUUGUGGGAUUGUUCCUGCUUCAACUCUGCCUUUGGAUGUUUAUUGGAAAGAGAUGGAUGCAGAUUCUGAUUGGGCUAAAAUAAAUGAAACUUUUGAUGGUGUGGAGGAAGGAUAUGAAAGUUCAAGGGAUGAAGUCUCAUCAGUUUCCUCCUAUAAUCCCAUGAAAGAUAAUAUACACCGAACAUUUGGAAGUUCAUUAUCCUUGCAGUCUUCCUUAGCAAGGUCUUCAAGCAAAGAUCUUCCACAUCUUGAAGGACGGUCGAGCAUAUCUUCACAACUGGCACUUCCACAGAUAGCUGUGGCUGAUGUCUUGUAUGAUUCUAAUGGGGCAGAUGUUUUGUCCCCCAGCAAGUCUUCUUCUUUCGUCUCUCCAAGUCAACAGCUGAAAAAUACCAAAUCCUUUUCCAAAUAUGAUGAUUCAACAGUACCUUCUGUCUCAGGCAUGGGUGAAUCUGGAGCAUCAGAAGGGUUUAUUCGAGGGAGGUCUUACAACAUUAGACUGGAUGACCAAGUGCUUCUAAGGUUUUCUCCAAAAAAUUCUGAGUCGACGUAUUACUUCAGUGAUAUGAUAGGUGGAACCCUGACCUUUUUUCAUGAAGAGGGUUCUAGAAGAUGCCUUGAGCUUUUAAUAACACUGGAGAUGACCGAGACUAUAAGCCGACGGUUUGUACAUCCUUCACGGAGACAUGCUCCUUCUAUUACUAAGGUUCAUAGUGAUCAUCAUGAAGUGGUUGCUGAUUUAAUUCAGACAAGCUUUAUUUUUUCCAUUCCGAUGGAUGGUCCUAUGUCUUUUUCCACUCAUUAUGUCUCCGUACAAUGGGCUCUUCGAUUUGAAUUCUUUACCACUCCCAAGAAUGUUGACUGGUCAAGAUAUGAGCAUCCUCUUUUGGUAGAGGGUAGAGAGAAGUGUGAGUGGGUACUUCCAAUAACUGUGCAUGCACCUCCUGGAGGAGCUGCUGCAGCUCAGACACGAAAUGACAAAUCAUUCUCUUUGGAACCCCUAUGGGUCCACACAUAAAGGUAUACACAUUGCUAGAAGAUAAAAUGCAUGGCUUCACAACUGUACUGAGCUAGAAAGCAACCCCUGGAAUUUGUGUACCAGGUUCUGAUGUCAGAAAGAAUGAGUGGUGACUGAGAUUCAGUAUUAUUGUAUUUUAUUCAUCAGUAGAUAUAUUUCUCAUUUCCAAUCUUUGGCAUGUCGUUCGUUCCUUCUCUUUAACAUCAUUUUUAUGUGAUUAGAAAUAUGCUUCACCUUUUUAUUUUCUUUUGAUGAUAUUCUUAGAGAAGAUUUUAUUCCGGGAAUCAUUACGUUGAAUGUCAUUAUGUAUAUGAUUAGAAGAGUCCAGUGAGGUAGGAUUUUAUUGGAAAUACCAUGCAACAGUAUAUUAUAAUUUCUAAUUCAUGGAUUAGGAUCUGAUGUUUUGAGAA